Gopherus flavomarginatus (Mexican gopher tortoise) is the source of this 1338-nucleotide messenger RNA. RefSeq names its product stimulated by retinoic acid 8 (gene STRA8). Lineage: Eukaryota; Metazoa; Chordata; Testudines; Testudinidae. Gene Ontology annotation, molecular function: protein dimerization activity. The record is from RefSeq and is a predicted model, not a curated record. Gene Ontology annotation, biological process: cellular response to retinoic acid; meiotic cell cycle.
AUGGAGGAGGAAAGGAGACAGGAGCUGAUCAACGUCCUUCUCCAAACUACUCCUGACACUGAGGAAUUCAGUCUUUUUAUAGCGACAGUUCUGUUUGAUCAUUUUUUUCUUUCAAUUGUGGAACUUCUGGAACCAUUACUUUUGAUGGAGACAUCUGGUGACUGUAGCAGCCCAUAUGUCAGGGUAACUCCUGGGUUCCUGACACAUCUGCAAGAUUUAGAGCCCCAAGUGGCAAGAAGACGCUUAUCUCAGGCACGACACCGGGCUACGCUGGCAGGACUCUUCAACAACCUGCGGGAAACUGUGUUUUCACCGUCAGACAAUUCAGCAUCAAAGUGCCAGGUUUUGCGUAAAGCUAAGAAUUAUAUCCAGGAGCUGGAGCAAACCUUGGGUACCUUGCUGAAGAUGAAAGAGUCCUUCAAUCUGGAGGAUGGGAACCCAUCCAGCUUGGAGGAAGUCAAGGAGGAAUAUGUCAAGAUGUACUUCAGCGAUCUCGGUACUGCGUCCCCUUCAGAUGCCAUGAGUGAGAGUGGCUCUACGGUCUGGUAUUUGAUUCAAGAAUAUGAAAAAAACUCAGUGGAAGAGGAUGGGAAGCCAAGACUUAUCCAGUCCCCAGCCACUUCAUCUCCUGAUCUGUUGGAGUUUGAACGGUACCUAUAUUUUUAUAAACAGACCGUGGACCUGCUGGUUGAGAAUGGGAUUGUGUGCACCGAAGAGGUCACUCUUCCUGUCGUCUCCACAACUGUUUCCCACCUGUGGCAGAAUCUGCCAGAGGAAAGAAGAGACAGCGUCUUGCAGUACUGUAGUCAGAGACAAAAUGUACUUCCAGACCCAAAGGCAGCCUGCACUGAAGGCAGUGUGAGGAACAGCAGAGCUAAUAGUCAGGAAGCCAGUGGUUCAUUGGUAUCCACACCCGACGAGAUACUAUUUGAAGAUGCAUUUGAUGUUGCUGCUGGUUUCCUUGACAGAAAUGAGACUCAACAAGCAAUGUCCAGUCCAGGCUCAAUGUUCACAGGCUGCACCUCAGAAAAUCCAGAGGAUAACCACCGGCUCUACUUGCAGAUCACUGGUUUCUUAAAGAGUCUUUUCUUUGCUGAUACACAGUUUCCCCAGGUGCCUUCGGUAGUUCAGAAAACAUGACUAAACUGUCCACCACUGUCUCAUGGAUGCUGUGCCUGUUUCCUGAACCAGGUGAAAGCCCAAGCAGGGGACGUUCUUCAAAUGCUGAUGCCUUUGUUGCUGGCUCCAGUUGCUGGGUUGAGGGAAGAGGCUGUUCAGUUUGACUAUGAGACUGUGAUGCUGCAGUGCACGGAGACCUUUGAUGAUGAAGAUUUGUAA